GAGUAGUUUCUCUUCUUCGAAAGGCCCUUCUCUGAAAGCUUAAAUCAUGUCUGGACGCGGCAAGCAAGGAGGCAAAGCCAGAGCCAAGGCGAAGACUCGCUCUUCCCGAGCCGGGCUGCAGUUCCCCGUGGGCCGUGUGCACCGUCUCCUCCGGAAGGGCAACUACGCCGAGCGGGUGGGAGCCGGGGCGCCGGUCUACCUGGCGGCCGUGCUGGAGUACCUGACGGCUGAGAUCCUGGAAUUGGCGGGAAACGCGGCCCGGGACAACAAGAAGACCCGCAUCAUCCCUCGCCACUUGCAGCUGGCCAUCCGCAACGACGAGGAGCUUAACAAGCUGCUGGGCAGAGUCACCAUCGCCCAGGGAGGCGUCCUGCCCAACAUCCAGGCCGUGCUCCUCCCCAAGAAGACCGAGAGCCACAAGGCCAAAGGGAAGUAAACCAAGCCCUCGUGGUCUCUCUCCAGGAAAAAAAACAGAA
Messenger RNA from Anolis sagrei ordinatus, 476 nucleotides. Its product is annotated as histone H2A type 1-E. The record is from RefSeq and is a predicted model, not a curated record. Gene Ontology annotation, biological process: heterochromatin formation. Gene Ontology annotation, molecular function: DNA binding; structural constituent of chromatin; protein heterodimerization activity. Gene Ontology annotation, cellular component: chromatin; nucleosome. NCBI's taxonomy places the organism in Eukaryota, Metazoa, Chordata, Lepidosauria, Squamata, Anolidae.